GAAAAAAAGAGCCUCGUUCCUUAUCUAGGGUUCCUUGGGGCAACGCCCCAACUGUACCUGAGGGCGCCAAUUGCCACCAUCCAGUGCUUCCCCCUCUGCACCACCCCUUGCUCCGCGCGUGCAGCGGCAGCCGCUUCCCCCAGCAGCUCUCCGGCGAGGCUGCCGUCUCCGCCGGGAGCGGCCGCGCCGUGGCGAGGCCGCCGGCGUCUGCCAGGACCGACGGCGGGCCAGCCAGCAUGCUCUCCACGAGCGUGGACCCGUUUGACGUCGCCAGGGAAGAGGUGGAGGCGGCAGUGCGGAAAGUUCAGUUCAUGCACAAAGAGUGGAGGCGGCUCCUGGAGGCCGAGAACACCGCGGAGAGCCGGCGCUUCGAGGAGACCUGCAGGCGGAGCUGCGGGGCGAGCUGCAGCAGCUGGACUACGACCUGCAGGAGGUGGACGGGAGCAUUGCCACCGUGGAGGAGAACAG
This is a messenger RNA of Prorocentrum cordatum, 468 nucleotides long. Lineage: Eukaryota; Dinophyceae; Prorocentrales; Prorocentraceae. The record is from the annotation of a GenBank genome assembly.